UGUUAUAACGUAUCAUGUCAUAAUGUACAUUUGCCCCCUGAAUGUUCAUAUUUUCCUAAUUUAUUUUUAUUAUUGUGGGAUUAUUAGACAGCAAAUUGCGCCUUCCCGCCAGAAGAACAAUGAUGGUAGCAAUAUAGUUGGUAGUCAUGACAUUAACGCAUGUUGCUUUGCACCGUCUACAUUCAUCGAUCGUUCCUUUUCAGGAAGUUUCGUAGAUUUUUUUAAUGAUACCCGAAAUUUGGUGCAAGUAAUAAAUUAUUUUAAUAUUUCUAUAAAUUACAUUCUCCUUCAUUUUUCAAUUGUAUGAAAAUAAACAUGACAACUGCAUUAUAUCUGGAGCAUUAUUUAGACAGUUUGGAGCAUUUACCUAUUGAACUACAAAGAAACUUCACUUUGAUGAGAGAUCUCGAUGCUAGAGCACAAGGAUUAAUGAAAGACAUAGAUAAAUUAGCGGAUGAUUAUUUGAAAAAUAUGAAAAAAGAAUCUCCGGAAAAGAAGAAAGAACAGUUGACCCAUAUUCAAAAUUUGUUCAAUAAAGCAAAAGAAUAUGGCGAUGACAAAGUUCAGUUAGCGAUACAAACAUAUGAAUUAGUAGACAAACAUAUUAGGAGACUAGAUUCAGAUUUGGCUAGAUUUGAAGCUGAAAUACAAGAUAAAGCAUUAAAUAGUAGUAGGGCACAAGAAGAGAAUAAUGCUAGUAAAAAGGGUAGGAAAAAAUUGAAAGAGAAGGAGAAACGAAAGAAAGGAGCUGUAGGCACAAAUAGUGAAGAUGAGUCAAAAUCAGCUAGGAAAAAACAAAAAAAAGGAGGAUCUGUUGCUUCUGCUUCGUCAGCUGGGGCUGUUGGAAGUGGUGCUCAAGUAGAUUCUACUGCACUUGGCCAUCCAGCAGAUGUUUUAGACAUGCCAGUAGAUCCUAAUGAACCAACUUAUUGUCUGUGUCAUCAAGUUUCUUAUGGAGAAAUGAUUGGUUGUGAUAAUCCAGACUGUCCUAUAGAAUGGUUCCACUUUGCAUGCGUUGGAUUAACUACAAAACCUAAAGGAAAAUGGUAUUGCCCAAAAUGUACACAAGAUAGAAAGAAGAAGUAAGUUCUAGAAAAUGCAUAAAUAUGUUCAUCUAUUUUAAAAUGAAAUGAAAGAUUUAUGCAUCAUUUCUAAAAUUAGGAUAUGACAUCAUUUCAUGGUUUAACGUGAAACGAUGUUUUAUUGUAUAAAAGUAAGUAAAUAGGAAAUUUGUAAAGAAAAAUGAAAAAAGAUAUAAAGUAAAUACUAAAACUUCCAUUGCAUCUAAUAUUGCCAAAAAAGAAUGUUUUUUUUAACUUUAUGUUCGAUAACACUUAUAUCAUCAGCAAUAUAAGAUGUAAUGAAAAUGCGGUAAAUUAAUAGCUUAUCACAAAGACAAUAUUUGAAAAUCGGCCGUGACUUUAUUUUUGUCUUUCUGUUUUUCAUUUUAGAUAUAUAAAGUAGUAAUUUAUUUUGAAUUGGUCGUUUUCAAAUAUCUGUGAUUUACUCAAUUGAGAUACUAUCUUACUAUAUAA
Molecule: messenger RNA, 1535 nt
Organism: Bombus terrestris (buff-tailed bumblebee)
Lineage: Eukaryota; Metazoa; Arthropoda; Insecta; Hymenoptera; Apidae
Gene: Ing5
Product: inhibitor of growth protein 5
Exons: 4
Coding region: 304-1086 (260 amino acids)
Biological process (GO): regulation of DNA-templated transcription
Cellular component (GO): nucleus
Source: RefSeq, a predicted model, not a curated record